GUCUAAGACCCUGAGCUAAACCCUUCGCGUCUCCUUCCAGAGAAGGUCCAGGUGCUUCAAUGGCUAUCUUGUUGAUUACUUUUUAAUCAGUGAAUCUGCCGAAUUUUCCUACCUCGUUGAUUUCUCAAGCUUAUUUACUGAAGCCAUGGCGAUUCUGCUCAAAUCGGCUCUCCAAAAUCAAACCUUUUUUAAGACUCUCCUCAAGCCUUCGAUUAUUUGCAGAAACCUGAAUUCGUCAUCGGAGCCUCAUAAGAAACCGCUCUCUGUUUUAUUCGAAGAGGUCGUAGGAUUGAGACCCAAAUCAGAAACGAUCGAAAUCGAAGAAGAAGGCAACGAAUUGAAGAGAAAGCUUUUGGAAUUGGAGAUUAAACUCAUAGAACUGAAGAAAUCGGAGCCAGUGACGACGAAAAAGAAGAAGCAGAAGGGGAAGGUUGUGACACCAGAGCAGACCGAGAAAAGUCACAAGCUUUACACGUUGUUCAAGGGCGAUGAAGAGAAGGAUGUAAAGAAGAAUUUUCGGGAACAAGAGGACCAUGUGAUUAGGGUUUAUAAGGAGCUUCCUUUAGAGAUGUUGUCGUUUGUGAAGCUUCUGCAUAAACAAGGGUAUUUGAACAAGGCUAAUUUCAUCAGUGGAGAAAAGUUGGAAUCGGGGAGUCUUGAUGAAGAGUAUGCUAGAACUUUUGUUAAGUUUGCAGCGGAAAAAUUCGGAAAGGAUCACCAGGAAAUAGCAAAGUGGUUAUCAGGUAGUGACCUGAAGAACAUUGUGCUAUUUGGUUGCCCGAGUUUGGAAAGAAGGGCAAUAUUCGCUGCUAAAACACUUCGCAAGUUUUUCGAUAUCCCAGAGAACAAUGUGUGCGAUAAAUGCGUGUUGAAAGAGAAGUGCAAGUUUCCAAACCAGAGUGUGUGGGAUGGCAAGACAAAGAACUUACAUUUGUCUGUUGUGAUGAAAGUCAUCACACUAUAUCCAUUGGACUUGACACAUCCGAAGCUACAAGUUCCUCAAGAAGUACAAGACUCAGUCUCAAGGUUGCUGACAGAGAUUCAGAACCUAAGCCGAACGAUCUGUACUCCUCUCGCAUGAGUUAUAUCAAAGAUUGUUUUCUAGUAGACAUCAACUUAGUGUUCUUGCCACACUGAAGCUGUACGAAAACAAGACUCUUAGUGAAAAAGAGUCUCAACUUUUUUUGAAGGGGACAGAUCCGAGAACUUGAGUUGUGUUUUGUUCUUUGUCUCGAUUAUGUGCCGUAGUUGAUCUGUUUUAGAUUUUUUUUUCCAUUGAGAAGAGAAAAUAUCAUAACAGAAAACAACUCUGUAGUGUUUUGAUAAGUCCACAAAAGAGACGUUAGUGAUAU
Molecule: messenger RNA, 1352 nt
Organism: Eutrema salsugineum
Lineage: Eukaryota; Viridiplantae; Streptophyta; Magnoliopsida; Brassicales; Brassicaceae
Exons: 3
Coding region: 146-1081 (311 amino acids)
Cellular component (GO): cytoplasm
Molecular function (GO): mRNA binding
Source: RefSeq, a predicted model, not a curated record